AACAUCUCCUUUCCCCACGUCCUACAUGGUUAUUUUCUGAUCCCUCCGUUGAAGUCCUGGGUUUUAUCGCCACUGUUGUGUCUUUUUCUUUCUUCAGAUCAAGCCAGUCUCAAACUUAAAAACUUUCACGUCAAAAACAACUCAAAAAAUUUUCCAGGCAUCGUCAACUUUAAUCCCAUUCUUCGAAAAUGAAACUCACCCUUUCUUUUAUCUCUUUUUCUUUAACCAUCUCCUCCUUAAUAAUUCCAUCCCAUGCAUCAUCUUCUUCGCUUCCUUCCAAUUCCUUCCUUGGAAUUGCUCCUCAAGAUGAAGAUUACUUCAAAGGAGAGAUAAUAAAGUGCAAGAAUGGAUCAAAGACGUUCACAAAAACCCAACUCAAUGAUGAUUUCUGUGACUGUUCAGAUGGCACUGAUGAGCCAGGAACAUCAGCCUGUCCACAAGGAAAGUUUUAUUGUAGGAAUGCUGGGUAUUCUUCUUCUUUGCUGUUUUCCUCCAGAGUCAAUGAUGGCAUUUGUGAUUGCUGUGAUGGGAGUGAUGAGUAUGAUGGUAAAGUGAAAUGUCCUAAUACAUGCUGGGAGGCUGGCAAAGUAGCCAGGGACAAGUUGAAGAAAAAGAUUGAAAUGUAUCACAAAGGUGUUGCCUUGCGGAGAGAAGAAAAUAAGCAAGCAAAACAAGCAAUAGCCAGAGACAGAGAAGAAUUGUUGGCACUGAAAAAUGAAAAGGACGUUCUUGAAAAUCUUGUUAAGCAGCUCGAAGGGCAAAUUCAGAAGUUGGAGCAGGAAGAGCACCUAGAGAAAGAAGAGAAGAUGAAAGAAGCUUCAAAUGAGAAAGUUGAAAAGGAAAAGAAUGAAACUGAGGAGAAAGUUGACAGCCAAAAAGAACCUUUGAAAACAUCAGAUGAGGAGAAAAUGGGGCUGUCAUGGAAAUCUCCAUCCAAUCAGAAUGAGAAAGAUGAAUUUCAAAGUACUGAAGGAUUGUCUAGAGAAGAGCUUGGUCGUCUCGUUGCAUCACGCUGGACUGGGAAAAAGACUGAGGACCAAGUUGAGGAGAUUGAUACAGCUAAAAGGGACUAUGUAGGCAACAGGGAGAAAGAAGAGAGUGCACAUGAUGAACAUUCGAUUAAUAAUGCUUUACGAUUCAAUGAAAAUACUCAAAAGCAUCAUGAGAAAGGCAGAAAUGAUGCUGGAGAUGAAGAGUCUGUAGCAGAUGAUGUUGGUAGUUCGAGCACCCACUACAACAUUCGCUUAGAAGAUCGUGAGAACUCCUCAGAUAUAGCAACUCCAAGCCAUCAAUCUUGGUUGGUUAAGAUACAAGAAACUGCUCAGAAUAUACUACAGUCAGUUAACUUCUAUCCAACCCCUGUCCCUAAUUUAGAUGCAAAUCAGGUUCGGAAUGAGUACAAUAACUACACUACAAGAUUGCAUGAUAUAGAGUCAAGGAUUUCAAGUUUGACAGAAAAGGUCAAAUAUGAUUUUGGAAUAGAUAAUGAAUUCUAUUUAUUCUAUGAUCGUUGCUUUGAGUCAAAGCAGGACAAGUAUGUGUAUAAAGUUUGUCCAUUUAAACAUGCAAUACAAGAGGAAGGCAGGAGUGAAACCCGAUUGGGCAACUGGGAGAAGUUUGGGAGUUCAUAUAGAAUGAUGCUGUUCUCAAAUGGAGAUGGAUGCUGGAAUGGACCUGAUAGAAGCUUAGAGGUCAAGCUAAGGUGUGGACUAAAAACUGAAUUAACUAGUGUGGAUGAACCAAGCCGCUGCGAAUAUGUUGCUCUCAUGUAUACCCCUGCCCUUUGCCUAGAGGAAAAGCUCAAGGAACUUAAACAGAAACUAGAAUCAAUGAACAGAGAACAACCAUGGAGUCAUGAUGAGCUUUGAUUUGCCAACAUCUACUUAAAUCCCGAGUGGCCAACUGAUAUCUUUGUCUAUGAGCUAACUUAAUGUAACAGCUGUAGUUUCUCCAAAGAGUGGAUCAGAAGCUUGUCUAUGAGCUAACUUCAUGUGACAGCUGUAGUUCUCCCAAAGAGUGGAUCAGAAACUUGAAGCAGAUUGCAAUUUGCAAGAGAUACACCAAAUAGUUUACCUUCUUAACUUCCGACAACUGUUAGUAUCAUGUAAUUUUUUGUAUUUCUUUUGCGGCUGAGAAACAGGAUCAAGAUUUUUGUCGUGCCUAAUAGGUUAGACGGUGUUAGAUUUCCUAGAAAGACGUGUAUCAUUUGUUUCGAACUCCAUAACAUUCUCUCCGGGAACAAGAUGAGCUAGGCUAAUUUUGAAAAUACAAGAAUUGAGACUUGAUAUCAUGGUCUUGUCUUCGUUUCCUAA
This is a messenger RNA of Theobroma cacao (cacao), 2312 nucleotides long. Its product is annotated as glucosidase 2 subunit beta-like. NCBI's taxonomy places the organism in Eukaryota, Viridiplantae, Streptophyta, Magnoliopsida, Malvales, Malvaceae. Gene Ontology annotation, cellular component: glucosidase II complex. Gene Ontology annotation, biological process: N-glycan processing. The record is from RefSeq and is a predicted model, not a curated record. Gene Ontology annotation, molecular function: protein binding.